AUGUCCGAAUUGGUUGAGGAUAAGCAAGUCACGUUUGUUGCAUUGAUAUCGCGAGACGACAGACCUUUAUAUAUACAAUCAUUUGAUACUGAAAUCAACGAAAAUCCUCAAGAUACUGAAGCCAAUACUAAAAAUGCCAACAAGUUCUUAAAAUACAAUUUUCUAUCCCAUAUGGCACUCGAUGUUUUUGCAUCUCCAGCAUCAUUGAGUCUAAGAGAGCAGCAUCAGAACAUUGAUGAUAAUGGUGGAGUGUUGCUAUUAUUCAUACAGGACGAUAUAACCGUUUACGGUUUUGAAACCAACAACGGAUUGAAGAUAGUUGUUGCUGCUGGUGGAAGUGCUGAUCGGGUCAGGUCAUCGUAUCCCAAACCAAUGAAAUUGAAGGAACUAUUUUCACAAAUCCACAAAAGUUACUUGAAAACGAUUUGCAAUCCCUUUACCAAUCUACAAGUAGGCUCCGAAAAGAACGAAAGUGUUCUACAAUCACCCACGUUUGAUAGAAAUAUCAAUAAGUUGGUUCAAAGCUGGAACACCUUUUGAUAACACUGUAUUGUACAUAAUAUAUAAGCUAUUUUAAUAUAACAUUAGCGUUUCUCAAACUCAAGUAAUCUUGAUCGACCCCAGAUUGCAUAUUUUUAAUAACUUCUUGGUAAAUUUCAACGUUGUGAAACCGAAGACCGUUCGAAGGAUUUUUGUAUUUCCCUGGUAAUCCAGUGAUAUCACAAUAAUGUUUUUGAGGUUUAAGACUAGGUGGUGCACUUAUUGAGGUGUACGUGGGAGUAUCGAAUUUGACAUUUUCUUUGGUUUGAAGGUACUUGACUUCAUCUCCAAUUAAUUGACGGGCUGGUUUAUAUCGACGAUUGGGUGCUUUCGGUCUAUAAGGAUUGUUUUUGAAAGAAUGGAAACGCGUGCUCACGUCCGAAAGCUGAUGGAUAUCAACCC
Molecule: messenger RNA, 942 nt
Organism: Hyphopichia burtonii NRRL Y-1933
Lineage: Eukaryota; Fungi; Ascomycota; Pichiomycetes; Serinales; Debaryomycetaceae
Exons: 2
Coding region: 1-540 (179 amino acids)
Biological process (GO): endoplasmic reticulum to Golgi vesicle-mediated transport
Cellular component (GO): cytoplasm; TRAPP complex; nucleus
Source: RefSeq, a predicted model, not a curated record